CUCAUUGCACUGAUGUGCAAUGACAAUAAAAUAUAUUAUUAUUAUUAUUAUGAAUGAUCUGGUGAAUUAUUCAUCAGAGGGGUUGUUUCAUCAUAACAAUGGAAACGGGUAAAACAUUGUGGCAUCACUGUAUGAAUGUAUACAUUUAAACUUGGAUUGCUGCGAUCACAGAGUUCUAUCAUUGAACCAUUGUGUAAUUGUGAUGCAUCAUAUUUAUUUACAAUUAUUGGGCAGUUACCUGGUAACAUUAGCUUUGGUGAAAAGGAUUCAGUAGCUCUGCUGAAGUCUUAAAUCAUCUCAAGUAUGAUAGUUUUCCUGCUUUUGGAUUUCUUUAUAUUUUGAUGUGGGUUGUAUUUUAGUUAAAAGAGCAUUUCCAAAUCUAGACAAAGGAAAUAAGCCUUAAACUUUCCCUUUCGCUCCCGAGUAAUUUUCCACUGUGCAUGAAUCUUUCAGGAGGAAAAAAAGAAAGGAAACAUGCAGGAUCCCAACGAAGACACUGAAUGGAAUGAUGCCUUACGAAGUUUCGGCAUUAUCCCUCCAAAAGAACAACCGAGGGAUGAAGUUGAAGAAAUGGUUUUACGUUUACAAGAGGAAGCGAAAGUUAAGCCCUAUGAACGGAUGAAUCUUGCAGAGCUAAAGGAAGCAGAGGAUGAGUUUGAUGAGGAGGAUGAAAAUGCUAUUGAAUUGUACAGAUGCCAGAGAGUGGCAGAAUGGCACGCUGUACAGAAAAAAAGCAGAUUUGGUGAGUUGGCUGAACUGCAAGGAGAUGAGUACGUAAAACAAGUUACGUAUGCAGGAGAAGAUGUAUGGGUCAUUCUUCAUCUUUAUAGACCUGGCAUACCAAUGUGCAUUUUCCUCAAUCAUCACUUGGGUAAUCUAGCUAAGAAAUAUCCCGAAACAAAAUGCAUGAAGGCUAUUGCAAACAUUUGUAUUCCUAACUAUCCAGACAAAUAUUUGCCAACAAUAUUUGUGUAUUUUGAGGGUCAAAUGAAGGCAAGAUUCAUUGGAUUGGAAUGUGGAGUACCAGAUAUGAAGUUAGAAGAGCUGGAACGGAAACUGGCAAAGACAGGUGCAAUAAAGGCAGAUUUAGAAGAGAAACACAAAAAGACUGUGGACAUGAAGGCAUCAACAAAAAAAGAAUGCUCUAUUCGACAUUCUAAUGAAAGUGACCAAGAAGAUGAUGCGUGAUACUGACAGCAAAUAUUACCAGAUCAUUAGUAUUGAUUAAAUAAUAUGUUACAUCAACGAAUUCGGAUCCUUUUUUAUUUUGUAAUAAAUUCACAUGCUUGUUAGUUUUGCGAGCUGACUUUGCUAUGUCUGAGUACCAGAUGAAUUAAAAAAAUCUCUCUCCAAACUUCUGAACUCAGCAGAAUUUACUAAUUUUAAUCAUCACAGGUGGGCAGUAUUUGUGAACCAGUUUUCCAUUUGAGAAGCCUUUGAGAAGAUGAGUUGAACGGGUACUUUGGAUAAGUCUUCACUAAGGAGGACACAAACAAUCUUCCUGAUAUACUAGUAGCCAGAGGAUCUGGGGUGAUGGAGGAACUGAAGGAAAUCCACAUUAGGCAGGAAAUGGUGUUGGGUAGACUGAUGGGAUUGAAGGUUGAUAAAUUCCCAGGGCCUGAUGGUCUGCAUCCCAGGGUACUUAAGGAAGUGCCUCUAGAAAUUGUGGAUGCAUUGGUGAUCAUUUUCCAAUCUUCUAUAGAUUCAGGAUCAGAUCCUGUGGAUUGGAGGGUAGCUAAUGUUAUCCCACUUUUUAAGAAAGGCAGGAGAGAGAAAACAGGGAAUUAUACACCAGUUAGCCUGGCAUCGAUGGUGGAGAAAAUGCUGGAGUCAAUCAUAAAAGAUGAAAUAGCUGCAUAUUUGGAUAGCAGUAACAGGAUUGGUCUGAGUCAGCAUGGAUUUACGAUGGGGAAAUCAUGCUUGACUAAUCUGGAAUUUUUUGAGGAUGUAACUAGGAAAAUGGACAUGGGAGAGCCAGUGGAUGUAGUGUACCUGGACUUACAGAAAGCAUUUGAUAAGGUCCCACAUAGGAGAUUAGUGUACAUAAUUAGGGUACAUGAAAUUGGGGGAAGAGUGCUGACAUGAAUAGAAAAUUGGUUGGCAGACAGGAAAUAUAGAGUAGGGACUAACGGGUCCCUUUCAGAAUGGCAGGCAGUGACGUGGGGUACCGCAAGGCUCGGUGCUGGGACCGCAGCCAUUUACAAUGUACAUCAAUGAUGAAGGGAUUCAAAGUAACAUUAGCAAAUUUGCAGAUGACACAAAGCUGGGUGGCAGUGUGAACCGAGAGGACGAUGCUAUGAGAAUGCAGGGUGACUUGGACAGGUUGGGGGAGUGGGAAAAUUAGAACCAAAAUUGGAUUGCACCUCAUCUUGCUGCCACCUUCUGCUAAGCCUCCUUGCUGAAACUUCAUGAGCCAAAGCCUUAGCACUUACCCAUAAACAAAGCACUUGCACCUCAAUGCACAGCAUCUCCCAACACAUCCAUUCCCAAUCAGCCGUUUUGCUAGUGCCCACCUUUAUUUGAUGUACCACUAUGAGUACUCACCCGUUUGAAUUUCCCAUGAAUUUCCUCCUUUAAGUUGCUCACUCGCAAGUGAAACUUUUAUUUUAAAAGACCUGAAGUGCUGGAGUAACUCAACGGGUCAGGCAUCACCUCUGGAGGACAUGGACAGGCAACGUUUUGGGUUGGGACCCUGCUUCCCAACCUGAAAUGUUGUCUGUCCAUAUUCUUUAGAGGUGCUGCCUGACCCACUGAGCCACUACAGCACUUUUGUGGCUUUUCUUAUAACCCAGCAUCUGCAGUGCCUUGUGCAUAAACUUUAAUUUUACUUUGUUUGUAGAAGGCAUCCAAAUGAAAAUGCUAGAUGCGCAGUAUUUAUUAGUCACCUCUGGCUGUUUGGCGAGUACAUUUAAAAUCAAACACACCCUGUGGGAAAGGAAUUAGAAGUAGGCCAGAAAACUGGGUGUGAGCAGAUUUAUUUCUCCGAGCAACAUGAGCCAACCCAUUGACGUUUCACACUGGAUGUUUUCAUUAUCUUUUGUCGCCUACAAAAAUGUCAGAUUGGGUUUGUUUCAAACCCUACCCAAAUCCUUGAAAUCUACCGCCUAGAACAAAUGCUGUUGUCAAUCUGCAAGGAUGCAUCCAAAUCACACGUGCCCCCAAUUUGUAAACUAGAAUGCUAUUCCUUUGUAGAAUUGCAGAUGAUAGUUUGCACAAAAGGACUUUGAGUGUAGGAGCAACUCAGCAGCUCAGGCAGCAUCUCUGGAAAACCUGGAUAGGUGACAUUUUAGGUCGGGACCCUUCUGCAGACUGGAAUAGUCCCGACCCCAAAACGUCAUUGAUCCAUGUACUCCAGAGAUGUGGCCUGUCCCAUGAGCAUGCGAUUCGAUGCGGCAAGCACGACCUAAAGGGCCGGUCCCACCAGCAUGAACCUGCAUGCAGCAAGCGCGACCCAACCUGGUCGCUUGAGCCGUAUGGCCUCGCGGGGCCGGUCCCACUUCGAUCGCUGGAGCCGUA
Leucoraja erinaceus (little skate) is the source of this 3516-nucleotide messenger RNA. RefSeq names its product phosducin-like protein 2. Gene Ontology annotation, biological process: protein folding. Gene Ontology annotation, cellular component: cytoplasm. Lineage: Eukaryota; Metazoa; Chordata; Chondrichthyes; Rajiformes; Rajidae. The coding region runs from base 475 to 1188 and encodes 237 amino acids. The record is from RefSeq and is a predicted model, not a curated record. The transcript has 6 exons.